Messenger RNA from Ornithodoros turicata, 867 nucleotides. RefSeq names its product receptor expression-enhancing protein 5-like. Bases 177 to 782 code for a protein of 201 amino acids. The record is from RefSeq and is a predicted model, not a curated record. Lineage: Eukaryota; Metazoa; Arthropoda; Arachnida; Ixodida; Argasidae. The transcript has 5 exons.
GUGACUUCUGUUCAGCACCUCCGCGCGGGUUGGCCCGAGCAAAUCAGUUUAUUCUAAAAUUUACGGUGACCGGACGUGUAUGUCUUGACGCUGUUCCCUAUCCACCAGCAGCGGCCGUCGCAGACCCUGACGCUGCCCCCGUUUCCAUCAGCUGCUCGUCGGUCUCGUCUACAAGCAUGGCACAAAGUGAAGCCGGUACCACCAUGCACGACCAUCUGGGCAGGUUUUUGCGAGAGCGGGGGCCAAUCGGGUCUACAUUGGACAAGUUCGAACGCCAGGCGAAAAUUCCGCGAGAGUACCUCGCCUAUGUUUUAAUCGCAUCCGUGGUGCUAAUGUACCUGACGAACGUCUUUGGCUACUACGCUACACUGUUCUUUACCACAGCCUACGGCAUCGUCGGAAGCAUUCGGGCCCUUGACAAAAAGGACAUGCCUGGCGUCCAAAAGUGGCUGUGCUAUUGGAUCAUCUACGGCACCGUGACGGUUGUGCUAAGCCCGGUUUUCAAUAUUCUAGGAUCCUACAUUCGCUGCUUCUACAUUUGCGAGAUGGGAGUGCUAUGCUGGUGCGCCGCUCCGGGGGACAACAGCGGUGCAAAGUGGCUCUUCGACAAGAUCUACGCGCACAGGUUGUUCGGGCCAACUACCUUCUUGACUUUGGCAUCUGUUGCCAAGAAGCCACCAGCGGCUAUGGCUGCUCCCGGAGACGUGUAUGAACGUGUUAACGAAGUCGGUAUGCGUUCCCCGCCUCGUUCGCGUCCGGCUUACGCGGCUCAAAAUUAUUAAAAGAACCAAGGGUGUACUCGGCAAGACGAGAGAAUUAUCCAAUUGGCAUGAAUGUUCACCGAUUAAAUAAAUCUCUGAACGGCAA